UUAAACAAUGGUAAAUUCUUCUGAAUAAACUACAUUAGAUACAAUUACGAGCGCGUUUUUUUAUUUUAAUCACUUCAUAAUUUACCAAUUUGUAAUUCAUAGUUGGUUUUUUGAUGAAGCGUUACGUAUUGUGAUCGGUGCAAAUAUACAUACAUAAGUACAUAUGUGAAAAGUGUCUUUGUUUACAAUACAAAAAUGCAACUGCAAAUUGAAUAAAUACAAUGCUCACUAUUUGUAUGAGAAGUUGCUUUUAAAAAUCAGAAGGAAGAAGAUUUUAGCAAUUUUUACACUACUCUUUCCUAAUACCUUUUCCUGCAUAUUUAUAUGCAGGCAUACAUAGAUUAAAUAAUAGUGCUUCAAAAUUUAUUCGCCAACGACUUUUGACGCCUCCCGGGCGUUUAAGCUCGAGGAGGAUUUCGUAGGAAGUUGUGUUACAAUGUCAAUGUAUUCAACGACGGAUAAAAUGAAAAUGUCGGCUCCUACGUGUUUUCCUGGUCGAUAUAGCCCGACCUAUAGGGGCCCUGAUCAAAUGAGGAGAUGUAUGCCAAACCCUUCUACCCGUAUUUUAGAAGAUGCUUCCCUUUUAUGCAAUUCUUGGUCAGCUCGCCAGAACGGUGAUAUAUUUGCCGGAAUAAAUGAUGGGAUACUUAGCAGAGCGGAAGCUCUCGCGGCAGUGGAUAUGGGUAAACAUCAAGCCACACAUCAUCACAGUCAAAUGCCGGCUCAAAUCAAGCAUGAUGUUAUGUAUCACCAUCAUAGCAUGGCUGGACCGCCCCAACGACCACUUCAGAUGCAUCAUUCGAUGGACCAAUUGGAAAUGUUGGACCCAACGGGACCAAUGACAACGUUAGCGCCCAUGUCAGAGACGUCAUUGACACCAACUCAUCAACAUUUGCAUGGUUCUUACCACAGUAUGAACCAUAUGAUAAGUCAUCAUCAUCCAGGCGCUCUAAGUGGGCAUUCUUCGAAUCAUGGACACUCUGCAAUACAUCACCCCGUUAUAUCAGCGGCAGUAGCUGCGGCGGGUCUGCAUCCAGACACUGAUACGGAUCCUAGAGAAUUAGAAGCAUUCGCAGAAAGAUUUAAACAACGAAGAAUAAAGUUAGGCGUAACGCAAGCUGAUGUAGGUAAAGCUUUAGCGAAUUUAAAGUUACCUGGAGUGGGGGCACUUUCUCAAAGUACGAUUUGCCGAUUCGAGAGUCUCACUCUGUCUCACAACAACAUGAUUGCGUUGAAACCAAUACUACAGGCGUGGCUAGAAGAAGCGGAGGCGCAAGCGAAAAACAAACGAAGGGAUCCUGACGCCCCCAGCGUACUUCCAGCUGGUGAAAAGAAAAGGACUUCCAUUGCGGCGCCUGAAAAACGUUCCCUGGAAGCUUAUUUUGCCGUGCAGCCAAGGCCCUCUGGUGAGAAAAUUGCUGCUAUUGCUGAGAAAUUGGACUUGAAGAAAAACGUGGUGCGUGUCUGGUUCUGCAACCAAAGGCAAAAACAAAAACGUAUAGUUAGUAGUGUUACUCCCUCAAUGACUGGGCAUGGAUCGGCGGGGUUUGGAUACUGAUAGUCGUUUUUUUCUGGAGACUUUUACCUGUAGAUCUGCCGCAACACUGCGAUGAAACAUAUUCUUUGAGGAAAAUCAUUGCAAUCAACGAGAGAAUAUUUGGAGCAAUCAUAUAAAAAUUUAACAGGGUUGAUUCUAUUCUUUUAUUGAAGAAUUAAUAUUCCUCAGAUGUAGACCAUAGAUUUCAAAGACGUGAGAGAUGUGGUAGUUUACGAAACCGAAAAUCCUGUGGAUAAUUGUCGUGGUUCUUAUGCUUCCUUUAAAGUAAUUCAAUAUAAGAAAUACAUACAUACCAUGCAACGAAUUUAGUUGUUGCCAAAUAUUUAGAUGUACAUACAUAUAUAACUAGUUUUGUAUUUACGUAGAAUUAAAUUGACUAAACAAAUUGUAAUAUUUCGAAAUUAUUUGUAAAUAGAUAUGCAAGUACAUAUUUACUUGGAUAUAUUA
Messenger RNA from Anastrepha ludens (Mexican fruit fly), 2005 nucleotides. It is a transcript of the gene acj6, whose product is annotated as inhibitory POU protein. The transcript has 9 exons. Lineage: Eukaryota; Metazoa; Arthropoda; Insecta; Diptera; Tephritidae. Bases 437 to 1558 code for a protein of 373 amino acids. Gene Ontology annotation, molecular function: RNA polymerase II cis-regulatory region sequence-specific DNA binding; DNA-binding transcription factor activity, RNA polymerase II-specific. Gene Ontology annotation, biological process: regulation of transcription by RNA polymerase II. The record is from RefSeq and is a predicted model, not a curated record.